Molecule: messenger RNA, 5629 nt
Organism: Herpailurus yagouaroundi (jaguarundi)
Lineage: Eukaryota; Metazoa; Chordata; Mammalia; Carnivora; Felidae
Gene: SYNGAP1
Product: synaptic Ras GTPase activating protein 1
Exons: 18
Coding region: 64-3837 (1257 amino acids)
Biological process (GO): negative regulation of Ras protein signal transduction; regulation of GTPase activity
Source: RefSeq, a predicted model, not a curated record
CUCUCUCUCCCCCUCUCUCUUCUCUUUCUCCCCCGUCCCCCCGCCCCCUCCCCCCCAGGCCUGAUGAGCAGGUCUCGCGCCUCCAUCCAUCGGGGGAGCAUCCCCGCGAUGUCCUAUGCCCCCUUCAGAGAUGUACGGGGACCCCCUAUGCACCGAACCCAAUACGUUCAUUCCCCAUAUGAUCGUCCUGGUUGGAACCCACGGUUCUGCAUCAUCUCGGGGAACCAGCUUCUCAUGCUGGAUGAGGACGAGAUACACCCCCUUCUGAUCCGGGACCGGAGGAGCGAGUCCAGUCGCAACAAACUGCUGAGACGCACGGUCUCCGUGCCGGUGGAGGGGCGGCCCCACGGCGAGCAUGAAUACCACUUGGGUCGCUCGAGGAGGAAGAGCGUCCCAGGGGGGAAGCAGUACAGCAUGGAGGCCGCCCCCGCUGCGCCCUUCCGGCCCUCGCAAGGCUUCCUGAGCCGGAGGCUAAAAAGCUCCAUCAAACGCACGAAGUCACAACCCAAACUUGACCGGACCAGCAGCUUCCGCCAGAUCCUGCCUCGCUUCCGAAGUGCUGACCAUGACCGGGCCCGGCUGAUGCAGAGCUUCAAGGAGUCACACUCGCACGAGUCUUUGCUGAGCCCUAGCAGUGCGGCCGAGGCCUUGGAGCUCAACUUGGAUGAAGAUUCCAUUAUCAAGCCAGUGCACAGCUCCAUCCUGGGCCAGGAGUUCUGUUUUGAGGUAACAACGUCUUCAGGGACAAAAUGUUUUGCCUGUCGUUCUGCCGCCGAGAGGGACAAAUGGAUCGAGAACCUACAACGGGCAGUAAAACCCAACAAGGACAACAGCCGACGGGUGGACAAUGUGUUGAAGCUGUGGAUCAUAGAGGCUCGGGAGCUACCCCCCAAGAAGCGGUACUACUGCGAGCUCUGCCUGGAUGAUAUGCUGUAUGCCCGCACCACCUCCAAGCCCCGGUCGGCCUCAGGGGACACCGUCUUCUGGGGCGAGCACUUUGAGUUUAACAACCUACCGGCUGUCCGCGCCCUGCGGCUACAUCUGUACCGUGACUCAGACAAAAAGCGCAAGAAGGACAAGGCGGGCUACGUUGGCCUGGUGACUGUGCCCGUGGCCACCCUAGCUGGGCGCCACUUCACAGAGCAGUGGUACCCCGUGACCCUGCCGACAGGCAGUGGGGGCUCCGGGGGCAUGGGGGGUUCAGGAGGGGGCGGGGGCUCAGGGAGCGGCUCAGGGGGCAAGGGCAAAGGAGGCUGCCCAGCUGUGCGGCUGAAAGCACGCUACCAGACGAUGAGUAUCCUGCCCAUGGAGCUGUAUAAGGAGUUUGCAGAGUACGUCACCAACCACUACCGGAUGCUGUGUGCCGUAUUGGAGCCCGCCCUGAAUGUCAAGGGCAAGGAGGAGGUUGCCAGUGCACUGGUUCACAUUCUGCAGAGUACGGGCAAGGCCAAGGACUUCCUUUCAGACAUGGCCAUGUCCGAGGUAGACCGGUUCAUGGAACGGGAGCACCUCAUAUUCCGCGAGAACACGCUCGCCACUAAAGCCAUAGAAGAGUACAUGAGACUGAUUGGUCAGAAAUACCUCAAGGAUGCCAUCGGGGAAUUCAUCCGUGCUCUGUAUGAGUCGGAGGAGAACUGCGAGGUGGACCCUAUCAAGUGCACGGCGUCCAGCCUGGCAGAGCACCAGGCCAACCUGCGGAUGUGCUGUGAGUUGGCCCUGUGCAAGGUGGUCAACUCCCACUGCGUGUUCCCGAGGGAGCUGAAGGAGGUGUUUGCAUCUUGGCGGCUGCGCUGCGCAGAGCGGGGCCGGGAGGACAUCGCUGACAGGCUGAUCAGCGCCUCGCUCUUCUUGCGCUUCCUCUGCCCAGCCAUUAUGAGCUGGGCACUUAGCCCCCAGGUAACAGCCUCACCCUUCCAGGAAGCCCUUCUGAAGCUGGGCCCACUGCCCCGGCUCCUCAAUGACAUCAGCACAGCUCUGAGGAACCCCAACAUCCAAAGGCAGCCAAGCCGUCAGAGUGAGCGGCCCCGGCCUCAGCCUGUGGUGCUGCGAGGCCCAUCGGCCGAGAUGCAGGGCUACAUGAUGCGGGACCUCAACAGCUCCAUCGACCUUCAGUCCUUCAUGGCUCGAGGCCUCAACAGCUCUAUGGACAUGGCUCGCCUCCCUUCCCCAACCAAGGAGAAGCCACCCCCACCGCCCCCUGGUGGGGGGAAAGACCUGUUCUAUGUAAGCCGUCCACCGCUGGCCCGUUCCUCGCCGGCGUACUGCACGAGCAGCUCGGACAUCACAGAGCCAGAGCAGAAGAUGCUGAGUGUCAACAAGAGUGUCUCCAUGCUGGAUUUGCAGGGUGACGGGCCUGGCGGCCGUCUCAACAGCAGCAGUGUGUCCAACCUGGCGGCCGUUGGGGACCUGCUGCACUCGAGCCAGGCUUCCCUGACAGCGGCCUUAGGGCUGCGGCCUGCGCCCGCUGGACGCCUCUCCCAGGGGAGUGGCUCGUCCAUUACAGCGGCUGGCAUGCGCCUCAGCCAGAUGGGUGUCACCACGGACGGUGUCCCUGCCCAGCAACUGCGUAUCCCCCUCUCCUUUCAGAACCCUCUCUUCCACAUGGCUGCUGAUGGGCCAGGCCCCCCAGGGGGCCACGGAGGGGGUGGUGGCCAUGCCCCUCCCUCCUCCCAUCACCACCAUCACCACCAUCACCACCACCGAGGUGGAGAGCCCCCCGGGGACACCUUUGCCCCGUUCCAUGGCUAUAGCAAGAGCGAGGACCUCUCCUCAGGGGUCCCCAAGCCCCCCGCCGCUUCCAUCCUUCACAGCCACAGCUACAGUGAUGAGUUUGGACCCUCUGGCACCGACUUCACCCGUCGGCAGCUCUCACUCCAGGACAACCUGCAGCACAUGCUGUCCCCUCCCCAGAUCACUAUUGGUCCCCAGAGGCCCGCCCCCUCAGGGCCCGGAGGUGGGAGCGGUGGUGGGGGCAGUGGUGGGGGUGGCGGGGGCCAGCCGCCUCCAUUGCAGAGGGGCAAGUCUCAGCAGUUGACGGUCAGCGCUGCCCAGAAACCCCGGCCAUCCAGUGGGAAUCUGUUGCAGUCACCGGAGCCGAGUUACGGCCCUGCCCGUCCGCGGCAACAAAGCCUCAGCAAAGAGGGCAGCAUUGGGGGCAGCGGGGGCAGCGGUGGCGGAGGGGGUGGGGGGCUCAAGCCCUCCAUCACCAAGCAGCAUUCUCAGGCGCCAUCCACGCUGAACCCCACAAUGCCCGCCUCCGAGCGAACGGUGGCCUGGGUCUCCAACAUGCCUCACCUGUCAGCUGACAUCGAGAGUGCCCACAUCGAGCGAGAAGAGUACAAGCUCAAGGAGUACUCUAAGUCGAUGGAUGAGAGCCGGCUGGACAGGGUGAAGGAGUAUGAGGAGGAGAUCCACUCACUGAAGGAGCGGCUGCACAUGUCCAACCGGAAGCUAGAAGAGUAUGAGCGGAGGCUGCUGUCCCAGGAAGAGCAGACCAGCAAAAUCUUGAUGCAGUAUCAGGCCAGACUGGAGCAGAGCGAGAAGAGGCUAAGGCAGCAGCAGGUGGAGAAGGAUUCGCAGAUCAAGAGCAUCAUUGGCAGGCUGAUGCUGGUGGAGGAGGAGCUGCGCCGGGACCACCCCGCCAUGCCUGAGCCGCUGCCCGAACCCAAGAAGAGGCUGCUCGACGCUCAGGAGAGGCAGCUUCCCCCCUUGGGUCCAACAAACCCGCGUGUGACGCUGGCCCCACCUUGGAACGGCCUGGCCCCCCCAGCACCGCCCCCUCCACCCCGGCUGCAGAUCACCGAGAACGGCGAGUUCCGAAACACCGCAGACCACUAGCCCACCCAGCAUCACAGACCUUCUUCUCCUUCCCCAUGCACCCCACCCUGGAACAGCACCCACCACCAGGACUGGAUAUCGCCGAGGGACAGCGGGAUUGCCUCCCUGAAUGCCUCCUUGGGGGGCAUCAAUCCCCCACCCCCACCGCACCAUUUCCAGGAGGGAGAGUGGGGACCCUUAGCUGUCCCCUUUUCCUUCCUGUUGGGGUGCUGCCCCCUGUGACCCCCAGGGACCCUUGCCCCAGGACACCACCUACCCCACACAGACCCCUUCACUCCGGGGUGCUAUCCCCAUCCUCUGCCUCAUCGUUCCCCUGAGCACUGGGGGACAGACCCUCGCCCCCACCCUGGGGGUGUGGCACCUCCAAACUUUCAACUUCAGGGUGAUUUUUUAGCAGUAACCAGAGCUGACAAUCUAAUUCCCCUCCACCGCCCCAUUUUGGCCUCCCCUGUCCCCCUUGUUAUGGGGAGGGGACCCCAGGUGAGGGGGCCCUAUUACCCCUUGAUUUCUCAGGAGCGUCUGGGGGGGCUCAGCACGCACAAACUCCUUCUCCUCCUCCUACUCUUAAAUUUACUCCCUCCCCACCCAGAACCCAGAUGGGGUGGAGGGGCCACCGGGGCAGGGAGGGGGCGGCAAGGGGGGAAUGGGAGUCAUCUCCCCUUCCUCCCACACCUGAUCUGCUCUUGGCUGGUCCCAGAGCGGGGUGAGGGGGCUUAUGCCCCCCCCUCCCCCAGUGUGUUGGGUGGGGUGGAAUUGAGGUUAGGGUGAGGGGUUAGGGUCUAGGAGGGUGUGUAUGUUAGGGAGGACAGACUAGUUGAUCUGCCCUACCCUGACACACACAGCCCCCCUUGUCCCUCCCCCUCUCUCUUCUUGGUCUCUACUCCCAGGGGGAGGGGGGAACUUACUCUAGGAAAAGCCAUGUCUCUCUCCCCCGGGGUGGGGGGACCUGUGUUGGAGGAGGGGUGUUGGGGGCCCCCUUCCAUGACUCUGUCCCCCCCCCCCGGGGGAGGUAGGACAGGGCUGGGCUUCCCUCUCAUCCUCCCCCCUCCCCAAUCUCCCUCCACCUCCCUCCCUCCCGCCAGCUCCACAAUUUUUCGGUGUUUCUCUGUACAUAGCUCUCUGGCGGGAUAGGGGAGGUAGGAUGGAUGGGGUUUAGGGUGGGUAGGUCAUGGGAGGGGAGAAGCCCCUCCUUGGCACCCCCUCUUCCCUGACUGCUGUCCCCUACCCAGCCUUGCCCCCUCAUCCCUUCUUGCGUUUGGUAUUGAGACUCUUUCCAGACUUCACCCUUCUUUCUUUUGUAUGGACAGUUCCCCUUCAGUCCCAUCCCCCUACACACAUACACCCAGCCGGGGCCAAAUUUAUACUUAUAUAAAAGUUGUAAAUAUGUGAAAUUUUAUCCCUGUGCCCUCUCCUUGCUUUCCCAACCUCAGACCCUACCCCUGGAUCCUCUUUCCUCUUCUCUUUGGCUGUUGUAAUUAUCUGGGGUUUGUACUGUACAUAUCGGGGGUGUGUGUGUGUGGGCUGGGGGCAACCCCUCUGUACAGAGCUUCCUGGCCCCCUCCCCCCCCACGCGUCCCUCCCCCUCCACCACCCUAAGGGUAGGGAGAUGCUCUUCCUACUUGUUUUAUUUUGUUUUCUCGUUCUCCCUCCCCACCCUGUCCCACCCCACUCCCAGCCUUCUCUGUCCUUCACCACUAUCCCUUUUUCUCCACUCCCAGCCCCAUUUCCUUUUUUUCUGGAGUGUGUGGUGAAACAGAAAAAUCAUGUUUAAUAAACGGAGAUUGUUCUUUUA